This is a messenger RNA of Paraglomus brasilianum, 988 nucleotides long. NCBI's taxonomy places the organism in Eukaryota, Fungi, Glomeromycota, Glomeromycetes, Paraglomerales, Paraglomeraceae. The record is from the annotation of a GenBank genome assembly.
AUGUCCACUCCUGUUCCGAUUAAACCGGCUACCACUUUGUUCAUUGAUCAAUCUCAUACAUCUUCUAGCAACACACCUGCCACUCUACUCACUCUUUUUGAAAUCAGUCUCUUGAUCUACCCACCCUACAUUCUUACUCUCUGCCUUGACGUUCUUCUCGAUCCUACAUACAAUCAACGCAAAAGCCUUCCUCGUUCUCAAAAUUCAUGGAUUCUUUUCCGUAAAGAUUUCGAGGGUCGACUUCGGGCACAAUUCCCUGAUAAAUCAUUUACCAUUCACGAGGUCUCGAAGAUUGCCGGCAAUCAAUGGAAGGUUCAACCUGGCUUGGUCAAAGCGUACUUUGGCGUCCUUUCGAAAUUGGCCCAAGAGCGACAUAAGCGCGCGUAUCCUGAUUAUGUUUACAAACCAAGAAGAACUAAACAGAGAAAAAGGAACGGGGAAUACUUGUUCAAAAAUAUGAACAAAGAUACGUUUACGAGCCGUCAAAAUAACAGAGUGCAUGCCUACGGAACUAUCAGAGAUACCAAUACUAUUCAGAACGUAGAUGAAUGCUACCGAGUAAAUGAGAGUAAUGGAAGCAUGGAUGACGUGAAUACCGACGAACGUCUUGUGUGUGAGGCGCAUAAUGACCCUUGCCUUGAGAGCUCAUCCCAGGAAGACAAUAAUGAUAUGUGUCAUGAUGCAUCAUCUAUUCAAGUGCCUAGCUCAGAUAACGUUUACAACGACACGACUGACAUCGACAACUCGUCAAUUUAUCUCGUCGAUCAAACGAUGCCAUACUCCACUUACGAUCCUUUCACUUUUCCUACCCCCAAUCUUUUCUCAAAUACCAAUAUGAUGGUAUCCGCUCCAUCGAACCGCACAUAUGACACGGACUUCUUUAAUGUCAAUGCGCAGCAGACUGACAAUAACGGACAAACGUGGCCAUACGAUAUCAACGGGUAUAAAGAGAGCAUAUCCUGUUAUUCGAUAAUGUAUGAUAACAAUG